ACGAUCCAAUACAAUAUAGCAGCUGCUUCAGUUUUUAUUGAUCAAACAGAACAUCGACACGACGACGCCAAGAAAGAGUAUCGAGUGCUUCUGCCUCUCUCUGUGUGUCAAGGAAAUCCUCGAAAGAAUCAAUGAGGGAAGAAGGAAUUAGCUCAUCGGGGGACCCAUUCCUUUCCCCGAAUUCUCCUCAUCCUCCUCUUCCCCCUCCUCCUACCGCUGCUGCAAGUUCGGCUGGGGCAUCAUCACCAGCUGUUGCCAUCAAUGGUGGAAGUACAGAUUGGUUGGGUCAUGGUCAGGGAUCCAAAGCAGGUUCUUUAUCUCGCAUUAGUUCACAGCCCAUGUGGAUCUCAUUGAGCACAAGUGCUCAUGGUUCAGCUCUUGGCUCCUCUCAACCUUCAUGUAGACCAUGGGAAAGGGGUGAUCUUUUAAGAAGAUUGUCCACAUUCAGACCUGCAAAUUGGUUUGGAAAACCAAAGACUGCUAGUUCACUUGCCUGUGCUAGGAGAGGUUGGGUGAAUGUGGAUGUUGAUAAAAUUCAAUGCGAGUCUUGUGGUGCAAACUUGAAAUAUAAUGCACCAGAUUCCAUUUCUACCCCUUGUGAUGAAGAUUUUAGCAAUCAACUUGAUGAAGGACACAAUGUCACUUGUCCAUGGAGAGGAAAUAGCUGUUCUGAAAGCUUAGUCCAAUUCCCUCCUACCCCUCCAUCAGCUUUAGUAGGAGGUUACAAAGACCGCUGUGAUGGACUCCUUCAAUUUCCAUUUCUACCCCUUGUGGCCACUUCAGCACUUGACCAAAUGAAGGUUUCAAGAGGUCCAGAAAUCGAUCGGUUUCUUCUUCAAUCUGAUAUGGAAAACACCAAAGACGUUUUAUGCAUAUAUUCACGUGCACAGAAGUUGAUAAGCCUUUGUGGGUGGGAGCCAAGGUGGCUUCCAAAUGUACAAGACUGUGAAGAACAUUCUGCUCAAUCAGCUAAAAAUGGUGCUUCUUUUAAUCCUAAUAAACAUCAUAACCCUAACAAGAAAACAAUAUCUGAAGAUUCUUCAAAGAAGGAAACUAGAUCCCCCUUAUUGGAUUGCAGCUUAUGUGGGGCCACAGUAAGAAUCUUGGACUUCAUUCAUGUAAAUCGUCCUUCCCGUUUUGCCCCUAACAACAUCGAUGUCCCUGAAGCAAGUAAAAAGAUUGUAAUCACACGUGGAAUAAGUGCAGCAAGUGGAAUCAGUGGAUGGGUUGAAGCUGAACAACAAACAGAAGACAUUGAUGAAGCUGCAACUACAGGAAUGGAUUUAAAUCUUACAAUGGGAAGUGGAUUAUCUCAAAAAAGACCCUUAUCAGACUUAUACCAAGACCCAAAUCUCGGGCAGGCUGCGGGCAGCGAGGUUGGGGGUCGGGCAGCUUCGUAUGAAUCCCGGGGUCCAAACAAAAGAAAUGUAGAUGAAGGUGGGAGUACAGUGGAUAGGCCACAGGGGAUUAUUCCCCAUACAGAUAGCAUUGAAGGUGUUGUCAUUGAUCGUGAUGCUGAUGAAGUCAACGAUAGUAAACGGGCACGUGGGUCCGGGUCUUACAAACGGGACUACUCAUCUGGUGCGGGUCCCAGCCGGGUUUCGUAUUUUGAUAUUGACAGAAAUGCCCUUCCUCCUUCCAAUAAAGAUUCAGCAAGAGCUUCAUCUGUUAUAGCAAUGGACACUUUUUGUCAUAGUGAUGAUGAUAAUGACUCAAUGGAGAGUGUUGAAAAUCAUCCUGGAUAUGUAGGAGGAGAUGAGGUUAAUUACCCUUCGGUGUCCGGUGUUAAAAGCCCGGAUAACCAGGGGCAAAAUAGUACAAACGAUGAAGAGGUUUUGAACCAUGGAAAAGACGGUUUUACCCUUGCGAUUAGUGGAGGAGGGAGUGUGGGAAUGGGUGCGAGUCAUGAAGCUGAGAUUCAGGGGUCGGAUGGUUUGAUUCAUAGAAGUGGAAGUGUUGUUGGUGAUAUAGAAGUGGUUACUGGUGUGACUGAGAACCAAGGGCAAACUGGUAAUUUUGUCACUGAGAGUCAAGAAGAUAGUGAUGUGAAUCUUUCUCAUCCUUCUCUUUCGUGUAAUGCGGUUGUUUGUUCUGGAUUUGAAGCUUCUAGAGAUGAAGUGAUGCAGGUGGGAAAAUCGUCUCCUAAUGAUGAAUUUGGAUUCCCAAAUUACCCUCCUGCAAAUGGGCUAGGGCCUCCAAAUGGGGAAAGCAACUUUGAAGAAGCAGUGGAGUUUGAUCCAAUUAAGCAUCAUAAUUUCUUCUGUCCUUGGGUUAAUGGAAAUGUUGCUGCAGCUGGGGUCGAGGUGGGGGUGGGACCCACCUCCACCUCAAGUGGUGCUGGUGGUGGUUGUGGGUGGCAGUUGACUUUAGAUGCUUUGGAUGGGUUUCAAGGGCCUGAACCCAAUCAGACCCUUGAAUCUGAAUCAGCUGCUUCUCUUUACAAGGAUGAUCAUCAAGUUUCUGGUAGAAAACUCAAGGCGCGACAUUCCUUUAACAAAAGCCAUGGUCACUAAUUUUCUAUCAACUUUCGUUACAGACUUAUGGAGUUAUAUGUUUUCGACCAUUUUAGUUGAUGUGGUAUUAAUUAUAUAUAUUUUUUUCUUCCUUUCUUUCUUGUGGUGAUAACUGAUAAUAAUAUGUUCUAAAUCCAUGUGGAAGGGAUUCUUUGUGAUUUAUAGAUAUAUAAAAGUGGGCUCUGUUUUAGGUAGGAUA
This is a messenger RNA of Lactuca sativa (garden lettuce), 2712 nucleotides long. RefSeq lists its product as uncharacterized. The record is from RefSeq and is a predicted model, not a curated record. Gene Ontology annotation, molecular function: zinc ion binding. Gene Ontology annotation, cellular component: nucleus. Lineage: Eukaryota; Viridiplantae; Streptophyta; Magnoliopsida; Asterales; Asteraceae.